This is a messenger RNA of Adelges cooleyi (spruce gall adelgid), 2105 nucleotides long. It is a transcript of the gene hyx, whose product is annotated as parafibromin. Gene Ontology annotation, biological process: positive regulation of transcription elongation by RNA polymerase II; transcription elongation by RNA polymerase II. The record is from RefSeq and is a predicted model, not a curated record. The coding region runs from base 115 to 1707 and encodes 530 amino acids. Lineage: Eukaryota; Metazoa; Arthropoda; Insecta; Hemiptera; Adelgidae. Gene Ontology annotation, molecular function: RNA polymerase II complex binding. Gene Ontology annotation, cellular component: Cdc73/Paf1 complex. The transcript is spliced from 12 exons.
AACUUACCAAGCUAAAUUACGUACGCAAUAUAUUAUAUUUCAAGUUUUAUUUUUGUGUACUACUAUUUUCUAUUAUAUUUUGUGUUGUGUGUUUUAUAAAGUAAAUUUGUAAAAAUGGCAGACCCGUUAACACUUUUACGAACGUAUAAUAUUAACAAAAAAGAAAUAAUAAUCAAGGACAAUCAUAUAUUGUUUGGCGAUUUGUCUUGGCCAAAAACAGUAAAUACCAACUUUUUAAUGUAUGGCUCUGGAAAAGAUGGCGCACCUAAAGAAUAUUAUACGUUAGAAUGUCUACUUUUUCUUUUAAAAAAUGUCACAUUGACACAUCCUGUGUAUGUACGGCAAGCAGCGGCUGAGAAUAUCCCUGUAGUAAGAAGACCUGAUCGAAGGGAACUUUUAGCUUAUUUAAAUGGCGAAUUAUCUACUUCUACGAGUAUUGAUCGAAGCGCUCCACUUGAAAUCCCUACACAAGUUAAACGAAGUGCUGUUGAGGAUGUUCAAGAAUCAAUUGCUAAAAAGCCACGUAUGGAAGAUACGCUACAAGUGCAAAGAGUUAAACAACAGCUGGCUGCCAGAUUAGACGCUCCUAAAGAAUCAGCCGUCAAUGUCGAUAAUAUUAAGUCACUUUCAGAAGCCAUGUCUGUAGAAAAAAUCGCUGCGAUCAAAGCAAAGCGUUUAGCAAAGAAGCGUACUACAAUCAAAGGACAUGAUGACAUCGGCUUAGGACCUGAUUUACGAGUUAUGUUGGAUUUUGAUGUAGAUAUUACAAAAGAUAUAAUUAAAAGAGAAAGACAGUGGCGAACUCGGACAACAAUUUUACAAAGCAAUGGAAAAGUAUUUGGUAAAAAUAUAUUUGCCAUACUUCAAUCAAUUAAAAACAGAGAAGAUGGUAGAUCACGACCGCCUCAUAGUAUGGCGGCAACUCCACGUGCCGCACCACCUAAACCGACAAUUCCACAGCCUACAGUGUAUAACCGUUAUGAUCAAGAACGUUUUAUUAAAUCUAGAGAAGAUACGGAGGGUUUCAAAAUUGAUACUAUGGGAACAUAUCACGGAAUGACUUUGAAAUCAGUGACUGAAGGAACGGUCCCAAAGAAGCCAGUAGCUACUGUUACACCUGUACAACAGUCAUCACGGCCACCUGGAACACAAUUUUCGGAAAGGGAUUUCUUGGCCAAAUUGUCUGCUUCCCAACAAGCAAAACAAAGAGUGUCUCGAACUCCAAUUAUCGUCAUUCCUGCAGGACAGUCUUCCUUAAUUACCAUGCAUAACGCUCGAGAAAUCUUACAAGAUUUGAAAUUUGUGUCGACCGAAGAAAAAAAACAAAAUGGCUUCAAACGCGAUAAUGAAUUACUUCUUCAACGUCGUAAAGAUGGCGGCAUGACUGUACCGUAUCGAGUAGUAGAUAAUCCACAAAAACUGACACAGAGUGAAUGGGAACGAGUGGUUGCUGUGUUUGUUAUGGGUCCAGCGUGGCAGUUCAAAGGUUGGCCCUGGAGUGGAAAUCCUGUAGAAAUUUUUUCGAAAAUUUGUGCAUUUCAUUUAAAAUUUGAUGAAAUGAAACUGGAUAAAAAUGUAGCUAACUGGGCUGUUAAUGUACUUCAAAUAUCGAGGACGAGACGGCAUUUGGACAGAGCCACUCUCAUGGUAUUUUGGGAAAAAUUGGAUAAACAUAUAAUGAAGAGCAAACCAACUUUAAGAUUUUAAGUUUGAAUGUUCACUCUAAAGUCAUAAUAUAAAAUGGUGAACAAAUAAAGUAUUCAAUAAGUAUUUUUAUAUUCAUCAUUAUAAAUAUGUCUAUGACAUUACACUGUUACAACAUUAGUUAUAGAACAAAAUGUUCAUAUUUUGUUUUAUUGCAUAUUCUGCUCGAAGUCCAAAUCAUUUUUUUAAUUUCUUUUGGUAGUCUUAAAAAGAAUUUAGUUAUGUCCCAUGUUCAAGUAUAAAACAAUUUAAAAACUUUUGUUGUACUAUUAUGUUAAGUUACUUGUAUAUAUUUUUUUGAAACUCCGUUGUUUAAAUGUAAAUUUAAAUUUAGUGUAUGAAUUAAAAAUAGAAAAACAAUCUUGUAAAUAUUAUAAUCUAUCCAAAACUAUUAUUUUAUU